Aspergillus pseudotamarii is the source of this 1256-nucleotide messenger RNA. Its product is annotated as enoyl-CoA hydratase/isomerase family protein. Gene Ontology annotation, molecular function: enoyl-CoA hydratase activity. The transcript is spliced from 2 exons. Lineage: Eukaryota; Fungi; Ascomycota; Eurotiomycetes; Eurotiales; Aspergillaceae. Gene Ontology annotation, biological process: fatty acid beta-oxidation. The record is from RefSeq and is a predicted model, not a curated record. Gene Ontology annotation, cellular component: mitochondrion. The coding region runs from base 238 to 1062 and encodes 274 amino acids.
CUACUAGUGCUAGUAGUAUCAGACCAAGCAACUCCCAAAACUCCACAUAAAUAAUCACAAAAAUAACCUUCUCCGCAUUUCGGCCCUCGGCAACGCUUCCCCAUCAACUAAAACCAACAAAAGCCCCCAAGAUAAAAACCACGACAACCCAUAACCCCAAUAAGUAAAAAUAAAACCAUCCACAGAUCAAACCCAAACAACAAAAGAAAGCCAAAUACCGAAAAAGAAAAGAAAAAAAUGUCCUUCAAAACCCCACCCCCAACCCCACAACAUGCCAAAGUGGCCUUCCCCACCCCAAACGUCCUACAAGUGACGCUCUCACGGCCGAAGGACCUAAACUGCAUAAACACAGCAGGUCACAAUGAGCUGCACGCGCUCUGGGAAUGGAUGGACGAGGAGCCGAGCAUCAGGGUUGGGGUGUUGACAGGGGAAGGCAGGGCGUUUUGUGCCGGGGCGGAUUUAAAGGAAUGGAACAACCAAGUGAAUAGUGCCGAAGGAUCGAAACGACAACAACCGUCGUCCGGAUUCGGGGGUCUUUCCCGACGGAGUGGGAAGAAACCUAUUAUCUGUGCUGUGAAUGGGAUCUGUCUGGGUGGUGGAUGUGAGAUGAUUGUCAAUGCGGAUAUGGUGAUUGCGUGUGAGAAGGCCUUUUUCGGGUUUCCCGAAGUUCAGCGCGGAGUCGUUGCGAUUGCGGGGGCGUUGCCGCGGGUGGUACGCACCAUUGGGCGACAGCGGGCAAUGGAGAUGGUCUUGACGGGGCGGCGGGUAACGGCAACUGAGGCGGAGAAGUGGGGAUUUGUCAAUGAAGUGCUGCCCACGCCGGAAGAAGUGGUGACGCGCGCAUUGGAGAUAGCGGGUCAAAUCGCGGCGAAUAGUCCCGAUGCCGUGAUCGUCAGUCGGGAGGGGGUCAAGCUGGGCUGGGAGGGCGUUGGAGCUGAGGAGGGCAGUCGCUGGUUGAUCGACGGGUGGCAGAAGAGGCUAAAUGAAGGCGAGAACAUCAAAGAGGGAUUGAGGGCAUUUGUGGAGAAGAGGAAGCCAACGUGGGUGGAUAGUAAAUUGUAGAUGCACUUCAGAACGACAAAUGUACAUUUACGAAAACACCUAUACACUUCUACCAGAGCGAGAAUUGUAAUUCCUACGGAUGCCACCUACACCAAAGACAAGAAGAAUCAUUUCAUAAUCAUUAAUCUCAUUAGACUCUUAUGCGCUGCACUAAGUCAAUACAAAUCAUCAUGUAUGCUAAUCCGAGAUCCCAU